AUGGUCAACGUUACCUACGAUAGCUGCAAGUCCGGAGACCUUCAGUGGUUCGACCCCGCAACAGGCGACACCGUUGUCUACAACCUCGGAGACAUUGCAUGGGUCCUCGCCUCAACAGCUCUCGUCUGGAUCAUGAUUCCUGGUGUCGGCUUCUUCUACUCUGGUCUCCUCAGACGCAAGAAUGCCCUCAGCAUGAUAUGGAUGUGCAUGAUGACUGUCGCAGUAGUAUCUUUCCAGUGGUUCUUCUGGGGUUUCUCCUUAGCAUUCAGUGACACCGCAACAAAUCACUAUAUUGGCAACCUACAAUAUUUCGGCUUGAAGGGCGUUUUGCAACAACAAUCUGUCGGUAGCGUGCGAAUCCCAUCGCUCGCGUUUUGCGUCUUCCAGUUGAUGUUCGCCGCCAUUACCCCGAUGCUCGCCAUCGGUGCAUUCGCGGAGCGCGCCCGUCUCGGCCCCAUCAUGGUGUUCGUCUUCGUUUGGUCAACACUCGUCUACGACCCAAUCGCUUGCUGGACAUGGAAUUCUUCCGGUUGGUCCUUCAUACUUGGUGGACUCGACUUCGCUGGCGGUACGCCGGUACACAUCUCGUCCGGGACUGCUGCGUUGGCGAUCUCCAUCUACCUAGGCAAGCGCCGCGGGUACGGGACGGAGCGUCUGGCGUACAAGCCACACAACACGAGCUACGUCGUGCUUGGGACGGUCUUCCUGUGGUUUGGCUGGUUCGGGUUCAACGGCGGCAGUGCGCUCAGCGCGAACUUGCGUGCGAUUCAGGCGUGCAUCGUCACGAACUUGGCGGCGAGCGUUGGUGGCCUUACCUGGAUGUUGUGGGAUUACCGUCUCGAGCGCAAAUGGUCAACUGUCGGCUUCUGCUCUGGCGCGAUUGCCGGACUGGUCGCGAUCACCCCUGGUUCUGGUUUCGUAGGCUCUCCUGCGGCGGUUUUGUUCGGCGUCAUGGCCGGCACAAUCUGCAACUUUGCAACGCAGCUCAAGUUCUACUUCAAAUACGACGACUGCCUCGAUAUUUUUGCCUCGCACGCUAUUGGCGGUGUCGUCGGCAACGUCCUUACUGGUCUCUUCGCGCAAUCUAGCGUGGCGGGCUUUGACGCGAUCACCGUGAUUCCCGGAGGCUGGCUAGAUCAUCACUAUGUGCAGCUCGGCUACCAGCUUGCCGACUCUGUGUCCGGCAUGAGCUACUCGUUCGUCGUGACCACAAUUAUUCUCUGGGUCAUGCACUUCAUCCCAGGCUUGCGCCUGCGGUGCACAGAGGAGGCGGAGAUCAUUGGCAUCGACGACACAGAGAUGGGCGAGUUUGCGUAUGACUAUGUCGGACUCGAUUUCGCGACGGGUCAAUUUCAUGACGACACGCACUCGACGAACGGCCUUGCCGCGGCUGCGGGUGGCCGAGAACCCAAGCACGAACGCCACGCUGACGUAGAUGUGGCCGUCCGCGAACGCGAAGGCAGCACGGGCAGCACGGUGGAGGGCAGCGGGGACGAGAAGACGCGCGACCCUGCUGCAUGA
Molecule: messenger RNA, 1521 nt
Organism: Fibroporia radiculosa
Lineage: Eukaryota; Fungi; Basidiomycota; Agaricomycetes; Polyporales; Fibroporiaceae
Exons: 10
Coding region: 1-1521 (506 amino acids)
Biological process (GO): ammonium transmembrane transport
Cellular component (GO): plasma membrane
Molecular function (GO): ammonium channel activity
Source: RefSeq, a predicted model, not a curated record